Molecule: messenger RNA, 705 nt
Organism: Ipomoea nil (Japanese morning glory)
Lineage: Eukaryota; Viridiplantae; Streptophyta; Magnoliopsida; Solanales; Convolvulaceae
Product: floral homeotic protein GLOBOSA-like
Exons: 6
Coding region: 74-556 (160 amino acids)
Biological process (GO): positive regulation of transcription by RNA polymerase II
Cellular component (GO): nucleus
Molecular function (GO): RNA polymerase II cis-regulatory region sequence-specific DNA binding; protein dimerization activity; DNA-binding transcription factor activity, RNA polymerase II-specific
Source: RefSeq, a predicted model, not a curated record
ACUACUAGAUAGUAUAGUUCAAAUUAAAUCAAGCUAAGCAGGCAGCUAGCUAGCUACAUAUAUAGUAUAUAGAAUGGGGAGGGGUAAAAUAGAGAUAAAGAGAAUAGAGAACUCAAGUAAUAGGCAGGUUACAUUUUCCAAGAGAAGAAAUGGCAUCAUCAAGAAAGCAAAGGAAAUCAGUGUUCUCUGUGAUGCUAAGGUUUCACUCAUCGUCUAUGCCAGCUCUGGGAAGAUGCAUCACUAUUGUAGCCCUUCCACCGAGUUAGUUAAUAUGCUGGAUGGUUACCAGAAGGCAUCUGGAAAGAAGCUGUGGGAUGCUAAGCAUGAGAACUUGAACAAUGAAAUUGAUAGGAUGAAGAAAGAGAAUGACAGCAUGCAUAUUGAGCUCAGGCACCUUAAAGGAGAAGAUAUAAAUUCAUUGAACUACAAGGACCUCAGGGUUUUAGAAGAUGCUCUAGAAAGUGGUCUCACCUCUAUCCGAAACAAACAGUUUGAAAUAGUCAAGAUGAUGAGAGAACAGAAGGAGAUGGGCGCAGAUCGAAAUGGUGGUUAUUAGGGGUUACCAAUCCGCAGAGAUGCCUUUGACAUUCCGUGUGCAGCCGAUGCAGCCUAAUUUGCACCAAACAAUAUAAUAUAAUAAUGUAGCAAAUUAAAUUAUAUUAUAUUGUUGUAUUUUCAAAAAAAAUAAAAUUAUAUUGCUGUUUU